Molecule: messenger RNA, 2793 nt
Organism: Annulohypoxylon maeteangense
Lineage: Eukaryota; Fungi; Ascomycota; Sordariomycetes; Xylariales; Hypoxylaceae
Exons: 3
Coding region: 1-2793 (930 amino acids)
Source: RefSeq, a predicted model, not a curated record
AUGACCUUUAGGGAGGCCUCUCAAUCUCCUCCACGUCAUUCUACGCAUCAUCGCCGUCGCCAUCACCAGCCGCGCGAUGGCAAUAAAUCCUACCAAGUGUCCAAUGAUAGAUCAUGUCUGAAACAUUCGCACAAACAACAUCAGAGCGACUUGGCUAUAGGAAAUUCAAAUAGAUCCUCGCAACCGCACUUCCGCUUUGACAUUGUCGAGAAUUGGCUAGCGCAGACGGCGAGACAGAGCCCCCACUCCUGCCCCAGGACAUCACAAGGGCAUCGGAGAGAAGACACGCACAGUCACCAUCCAUCUAGACCGCUUGAUUCGAUAGCUCCAUACAAUAAGCACCCUAGACAUGUAGAUCCAAAAUGGAGUCCUCGUCACGGCUUUCCCUCCUAUAGCCUACCCCAAUCGGCUUCCCCCUUUCAGGACCUGGGUAUGAGAGAUCCAAGGAAGUCUAGGCGAAGACGGAUCACUCCCAGCGAUAGUUCGUUCAUCAGCGGUUUUAGAAAUUCUACCAGACCUCCUGAUCAUGGGCCUGGGCCCAUUCCACAUGUCCGUAAAAAUAUCCCACCCACUAGAUCUCCGAGAGAAGCAGGUCUAGCGCAUCCAGACGCUUCAUCGAUAUCGUCUCAUGUGGAUGAACAGAUGAACUUCGAGAGAAGACCAAGACAUAAAACUAGGGAAGACAAAUAUGAAACGAAGAAAACGAAGCGAGAUCAUGAGAAGGGGAGUAGCGGAGGCUAUGAAGAACAUCGAAGAAAGAAGCGGAAGAAAGCCGAAAAGAGGAAAUCCAUUAUAUCCAGUAAGAACAUUGUGAAUAAUUUCACCUCUGACGCUGUGUUGAACAGCCGUAUUACUGUACAACCGCAGCUUAAGCCUGGUUUAUUCGAGAAUAGACGAACAUCCAAGAAACAGCCCAUUUCGGACCUAGCCUUCUCCCAAAUGCAGUUUAUGAAGCAUCAGAAGCGAAAUCCUCAGCCAAAGCCACUAUCCAAAUCUCGCUUAAGGGAGAAACGACGCGAAGGCAGAGAAAUAGAGGAGGUAUCUUCGUUUUUCUUACCACACGGAACUGAUAGGAAUACUCGGGCGCCAAGAGGUCAUGAUCCAAGUUCGGAUAAUGGCCACCAGAGUAUAGAACAUCAGGCUGGGCGACUCCCAUCCAUUCAUUUUCAAGAACUAUCCAAGCCCUCGCCUUCGGAUCAUCGUCAAUAUCCAAAUACUAUCCACAUAUCUCAGCCUCAUGAUGAGACCGCUGAGACGCUCAGUUUAAACCCCUAUAGAUAUAUCGAGGAUGGAAAAGACUCAGGGAAAAGUACAGAAUAUUUCACCUGGUCUACCAGUCAUCAUUCACCACGGGUUAAUGGACGAGCGAACAGUUCGAGUCCAGACGUGUCAGGCUCGGUGUGGACGACAACGCCCGAACCAGUUAGAAAGGAUCUAAUAGCAACUGGCAUAUAUCGUGAUACCGGGAUCCCUCUAUACGACGACCGUCUCGCUGAACAGAAUGUCGAAAGAAGGGAAACAGACGCUGGGAUGUCCGACGUUCAACGUAUAGAGCCAGAAGAUAAUACAAGAAGUCCCCGUCAUGAGUUCAAUGAGUCUCAGAAGGUUAAGUAUCGAGAUCGAGCUAUAAUGACCGAAAAUUCCAUAAAACGCUCAGGACCACCGCUCGAAAUCCAAAAAUUGGGAGAGUGCCGGGUAUCUAAAUCUCAGGAGGAGUCACACCCACAAGUGUCUCAAGUUACUCCAGAGGUUGAUCGCCAGAAAAUUGUCAGAGAUACACGUCUCACCUCCCCCGAAAAGGAUAGCUCAAGAUCAAGCGUUCGAACUCCAAAUUUAUCAGCCGUUAAAGCGAUUCCUAUUCACCAAACCCCAGAUUUAGCAGGAACAAAUGUGAAUCAAAGUGUAGGAAGACGGACACAAGAAAUGAGCGAUCCGGUGUCAGGAACCUCUCGAGAUGUGAUGCCACCACCCCCAAUCCCACAUGAACGAAAUAAUUCAAUCGUAUCGUCACAUGCUAACAAAAGGGAGGUCGACCCUCCUAGUCCUAGACAGACAUCACCCCUCAAUAUUACAGAACCCGAAAGCCUACACGCUCAUCACAUAGGGAGUUGCAGUGACGUUGGCCAAACUAUCCAGGGGCUACCCGUAAGCUGUAACCAGACUACUUUAUCGUCAGAGUCGACAGUAAAUAAUGAACGCAUACUAUCAUCAUUCGACACAGCUUCCUGGAUACCCCAGAGAACGCCGUCAGCUCGAAUAGCAGAAACGCGAAGCAUUAUUUCUAGAACAAGCAUGAAAUCGCCAUUUUAUGUAGACCAAUACGAAAGGGCCUUGAGUAGAAACUCCUAUCAAAAGAAUCUAACCAAAUCUCAGGAGCCCGAGAGCAUGGCUGAAUUUAUUGCUAGGAUAGAGAACGAGUCGCAACAGCACUCCCCUUUGUACGAUGAUGACACCAUGGGUUCGGAAUUCGCUCUAGAGAAAGCAGCGCAAGGUCCUCCUGUUUCCAAUAGAGAAUUCUCUCAUCAGCGACCUUUAGUCAGUCAAGCCUACGGCGAAAGACAAAAUAUGUACACUCAUCUAAACCAUAAUCCGCACCUCUUAUACACCGAUCUAGAAAGUUCGAAGAUAUAUCAUCAGGGCGGAGGAGAGUAUCAUAUCGAGGCACAAAAUCCUCAAUGCGAUAUUGGUAUUCACAGGUCCUUUCCUGACGUUGUACAACCCUUAGGAGACUUUGAAGAGGAACCUUUUGAGAUGUCAAACUUUUGGCGCCCAAAUCAAUUCUCCCGGUUCUGA